AGAUUACGAGUAACUGGGUUGAGGUGGCCUUCUCUGGAAUGUCCUGGACUCCUGGUCUAGUCAGGUUCAGGCAUUACACUACAGAUCUUUCUGGAACAAUCACCCUUUUUCAAAACCCUCAAUUCUUCAUUUCUACUUCCCAUUCUUAACCCUCAUAUCCUCCAACUUGUUCUGCUAACUAUAUUCUAUACAGCUAUGGCUACCGCACAACUUAUGCGAUCAGCAAUUCGCCGUCGAGAUGCUUUCUCAUCCGUCCAUGCUUAUUCUUCGUUGGCUGGUAAUCAUUUGUCAUGGUUUCCCCCAUCUUUGGCCAGUAGGUGGAUGACUUUAACUCGAUCAUUCAGUUCGAAACCCACUGGUGAUGAAAUUAUUGGCAUUGAUCUCGGUACUACUAAUUCAUGUGUGGCAGUAAUGGAAGGAAAGAAUGCGAAGGUAAUAGAGAAUGCUGAAGGAGGACGAACAACACCUUCAGUUGUUGCCAUAACUCCUAAAGGUGACCUACUGGUGGGAACCCCUGCAAAAAGACAAGCUGUGACAAACCCACAAAAUACCUUUUUUGGAACAAAACGUCUAAUCGGCAGACGUUUUGAUGACCCUCAAACUCAGAAGGAGAGUAAAAUGGUUCCUUUUAAGAUAGUUAGGGCCCCAAAUGGAGAUGCAUGGGUCGAAACUACUACCGGACAGCAGUACUCUCCUAGUCAGAUUGGAGCAUAUGUUCUAACAAAGAUGAAGGAAACUGCAGAAGCGUAUUUGGGAAAGAGUAUCUCUAAAGCUGUAGUUACAGUUCCUGCUUAUUUUAAUGAUGCUCAGAGGCAAGCAACAAAAGAUGCUGGAAAGAUCGCAGGGCUGGAUGUGCAACGGAUCAUUAAUGAACCGACUGCUGCUGCACUUGCAUAUGGGUUAAAUAACAAGGAAGGUCUCAUAGCGGUUUUUGACCUUGGAGGUGGAACUUUUGAUAUAUCCAUUUUAGAGAUAAGUAAUGGCGUGUUUGAGGUGAAAGCAACCAACGGUGAUACCUUCUUGGGAGGAGAAGAUUUUGAUAAUGCUUUGGUUGAAUUUUUGGUGAGUGAGUUCAAGAAAACUGAUGGCAUUGAUCUAUCAAAAGAUCGGCUGGCUUUGCAAAGGCUAAGGGAAGCUGCAGAGAAGGCCAAGAUUGAGUUAUCAUCUACCACUCAAACAGAUAUUAGCUUACCCUUCAUUACUGCUGAUGCAUCUGGUGCAAAACAUUUCAACAUGACAUUAACUAGGUCAAAGUUUGAAAGUCUGGUGGAUCAUUUGAUUGUUAGGACGAGAGACCCAUGCAAGAAUUGUUUAAAAGAUGCUGGAAUAUCUACCAAAGAGGUGGAUGAAGUCCUUUUGGUGGGUGGAAUGACUCGUGUACCUAAGGUACAAGAGGUUGUUAAUGAAAUAUUCGCGAAGACUCCGAGUAAGGGUGUCAAUCCCGAUGAAGCAGUUGCAAUGGGUGCAGCUAUUCAAGGUGGUAUCCUUCGUGGGGAUGUUAAAGAGCUACUUCUACUUGAUGUAACUCCUCUUUCACUUGGUAUUGAGACUCUUGGUGGUGUUUUUACCAGGUUGAUCAACAGAAACACAACCAUCCCUACCAAGAAAUCUCAGGUAUUCUCAACAGCAGCAGAUAAUCAAACCCAGGUGGGAGUUAAAGUCUUUCAAGGCGAGCGUGAAAUGGCAACAGACAACAAACUUCUAGGAGAAUUUGAACUUCAGGGUAUCCCACCUGCACCUAGGGGGAUUCCACAAAUCGAAGUGACAUUCGACAUUGAUGCCAAUGGCAUUGUCACUGUUUCUGCUAAAGAUAAGACAACUGGCAAGGAACAGCAAAUUACCAUCCGAUCAUCUGGAGGUUUGUCGGAAGACGAGAUUCAGAAAAUGGUUCAAGAAGCAGAAUUGCAUGCCCAGAAAGACAAGCAGAGGAAAGCUCUAAUUGAAAUAAGAAACACUGCCGAUUCUACUAUUUAUAGUGUUGAGAAGAGUUUGUCAGAGUACAAGGACAAGGUUCCAACGGACGUUGUGAAAGAGAUAGAAACUGCUGUUGCUGAUCUCAGGGAAGCUGUGCAGAAAGAUGAUGCUGAUUUGAUAAAGGCCAAGAUUGAUGCAGCAAAUGCCGCAGUUUCAAAGAUCGGACAACAUAUGGCUGGUGGUAGUGGCGGUGGUGCUGACGGAGGUUCUGGUGGAUCGCAAGGUGGUGGGGAUCAAACCCCUGAAGCAGAAUACGAAGAGGUGAAGAAGUAAACUUUUAAACGCGAGUUUAGUUGAAUCCUUACUUCCUUAGUGUGUAGUUCAUGUUUAUUAUACGCAUUACCCAGUCUCGUCUCUUUGUUAUAAUUCGAUGUAGAUUUUAGAAAGAAACCCUGAAUUAAAUUGCAAUUGUGGAUGCAAUAUUUCAGAGCUGUUAAUACACACUUGUUUUCAACCAAGGAAAAUAUAGGGUUUUUAUUUUUGUAAUUGUCCACUAUAAAGCUACCACUAGAGGUGUUUAUUCGGGUUAUCGAGUUGAUCUUAGGUUAGGUACUUCGACUUGAAAUCGGGUUUGUGUUCAUAUUGUUUUUUAUAUUAUUGUAAAUUAUUUUUUAAAUCAGGUCAAAUCGAGUUUGGUUAUAAGGUCGGAUAAAUUUCGAGUCACCGGGUCUGUUUUGGAACACCUCUACCUACCGUAAAAUAUUCAAAUAUUUCAAGCA
Amaranthus tricolor (Joseph's coat) is the source of this 2693-nucleotide messenger RNA. Its product is annotated as heat shock 70 kDa protein, mitochondrial-like. Lineage: Eukaryota; Viridiplantae; Streptophyta; Magnoliopsida; Caryophyllales; Amaranthaceae. Gene Ontology annotation, biological process: protein refolding; cellular response to unfolded protein. The transcript is spliced from 6 exons. The coding region runs from base 196 to 2247 and encodes 683 amino acids. Gene Ontology annotation, cellular component: mitochondrion; cytoplasm. Gene Ontology annotation, molecular function: misfolded protein binding; ATP hydrolysis activity; heat shock protein binding. The record is from RefSeq and is a predicted model, not a curated record.